UAUGGAGCAUAUGGCUACCCACCAGGUUAUGCCGCUCAGUACGCUCAACCGCAACAGCAACAGUAUCAAGCAGCGCCACCAGCACCAGCGAUAAGGAAUCCAUUCGCCCCACCGCCACCGCCAGCAUCUACCUACGCCGCGCAGAAUGCAAACUUCGACCCAGAUUACGAGCAGCAGAUUGCGCAGUGGCAAUCAGCAUAUGCGCCGGCAGAUCAGCAGGACCGGAGAGGGAAGGGUAAGGACUCUCGUCAAGAAGGGAACGCGAACCACACCCCAAAUGGCGAUGCAAAGAGCAAGCAGGAUGACGGCAAAUUCACUGUCGUGAGAAAAGGCGGGGGUGAGCAAUGGGAAGACAAAUCUUUGCUCGAAUGGGAUCCGACCAAAUUCCGCAUUAUGGUGGGCAAUCUGGCGGGCGAGGUCACUGAUGAUUCUCUUGCAAAAGCCUUUGCGCAAUACGGCGUGUCAAAGGCGCGCGUGGUACGAGACAAGCGCACGACCAAGUCCAAAGGGUUCGGUUUCGUGGAGUUUGAAGAGGGCGAACUUGGCUUCAAAGCUGCGCGAGAGAUGACAGGCAAGUACAUCGGCAGUCAUCCAGUGACGAUUCAACGCAGCAAGACCGACGUGCGCCCCCAAUUGAAGAAGGACAACAACAAGCACCGAGGCAAGAAUAACAGCAACAAGAAC
Messenger RNA from Pseudocercospora fijiensis CIRAD86, 684 nucleotides. RefSeq lists its product as uncharacterized. Gene Ontology annotation, molecular function: mRNA binding. The annotation marks the transcript as partial. The transcript has 2 exons. The record is from RefSeq and is a predicted model, not a curated record. Lineage: Eukaryota; Fungi; Ascomycota; Dothideomycetes; Mycosphaerellales; Mycosphaerellaceae.